AUGGCUGUGUUGUCCCAAAGUGUUUUUGGGGGUUUGGAUGUUGAUGAUAAACGUCAUGAGUUCAAGUCCAUGCCUCUGGUUCUCAGUGACCCAUUGACCAAUGAAGCCCUAAUGUUCAGGAAACUGUUCUAUUUCAAGUAUCCCCAUGAUGGUGAUGAUCGAUAUUACAUCGAUAGCGAUCUGUUGGCCAAAGCAGGAUUCAUUCACGAUCCGGAGAUCCAUGGUAGCGAUAGAACUGUUUGCGUGUAUUGCAAAUGUAGUCUAGAGGAUUGGGAUAGUGACGAUGAUCCACUAGCUGAGCAUCGUCAGAAUUCUCCUGGAUAUUGCUACUUUUUAGAGUGUCUUGAUCUUUCAUUGCCCAGACUAAAGUCUAAGUUGACAGGAUCACAGUCGAAACAGUCACAGCCACAGUCACAACCGCAGUCACAGCCAAAGUCAAUGGUUAGGGUUACAAAUCAACCUGAUUCAUUGGACACAACAAAUGUUCUUGGUCAAUUAGAUGAUUUGGAUCUUGAUCUUAGUGAUCACAAUCGUUCAGAUUACGAGCCACAGCAAUCAACGACACCCUUUACAAUGGUUCAACUAAACCAGACCCUGAACCCACCCCGAAUAGACGAUGAUGAAAUCACUGUGAAAGAAACGAAACUAUCUAGACGAAAGAAGACAAAACAAAGAAUACAGAAACAACCAUUGGUCUACGUUAACCAAGAUUACUGGAGUAAACUACCGGAUGAAGAUUUGUAUGAAGAAUUAGAAGGUAAAAGGAGACCAGCAACAACAGUGACCACGGUUUCAGAUUCAGUUCCUAUUCCAAUCGACGUUGAAGAACCAUCGGCUAAAACUUCGGCUUUCGACUCGACAUUCGAUGAUAGCAUCUUAGGAACAAGCUUUAAAGAUAUUAGUCCGAAUAAGUUACGGAAUGAACGAAGAAAGCUGAGGUUAUCAGAAGCUGGGUCGAGGCAACAACUACCACAGAUCACAGAACCGUCACCAGCAGUAGAACCGGUACCAGUAGUAGCCGAAGAAGAACAGCCUGAAAAUAUAUCGGAAACUUCUGUGGCCUCGCCGCUGGAGAUUAUCUCAGUUGAGUUCCCUCUGUACUCAGAUCCAUUGGAUGAUGUUGUUGAAGCUGACCUAAGUAAUUCCAAAGAUGGCCAUCUUUCAGAAAAGCAAGCAGUGGUUGACGCCGACGUCAUUGUUGAUGACGCUGUUAAUGUGGAGGAGCAGGAGCAAGAGCCUUCUAUUAACGUUAGCAAUGAAAGCUUAGGGUCAGAACAAAGCACAUCUGAACAGGACGAUUAUGUGCCUGGUGUCGAAGAAGAAGAAGAAGAAGAAGAAGAACUGCCUGAAUCAAGUCUGCCAAUUCCUUCUGCCUCUUCUGAUGAAGGUCUUGGGCGGUCGAGUCGUUUUAUUCCACCACGUCGAGUUCUUCGAUCACAACUGGUAGACACUCCCAAUCUACAGUUGGAUCAAACUACUUCGGAGCUGAGCGCAGAGGAAGAGACCAAUGAACUAUCUUUAUUUAUGGAAGAUGACACCAACGAACCUGAUGAUACAAAUUUCACAGACAACGAGAAGGCUGCAAAAAAGAAGGAAGCACGGACUACGAAAUCUAAGACCACCAGAACUAAGACUAAAAAAGAGACCAAAUCAAGAAGUCGUCUUGUAAAAUCACGAGCCACUAAACAACCUGCAAUUAUUAUUCCCGAGGAGUCCCAGUUAAAGAGAACUAAAACCGUCAAACUUUCUAAGGCCUCAUCUAUGUCAACAGCAGUUACUGAUUUAACUGAUAUCAAUUUAGGAGACUAUUCUAACGUUGACAUAUUGGAAGAAGAUGUUAGACCCAUGGAACCAAUGCCUCGUCCAGAAUCACCAGUACGUUCAACAGAGGUUGGUUUACAGGAUGCCAUUAUAAGUCCUGUGAAGGCUCAGUCUCAAAAGAAGUCAAAGGCAGUGAAGCGUACUUAUCGAAAUCAGCAAAACAUAUUUGAUAAUGAAACUGAUGACCAAUCUGAUGAGCAAGUACAUUUUACCUCAUCACCUUCAAAGGGUCUGUAUUUCAACAGGCCAAUAUCAGUGGAAAGGAAUCAUUUCAGUGAUGUAGUCGCUGCUAGAAACAAUGCAACUGUAGCUGGCGAUUCAACAGAUCCUUUGGACCAUGACACCAACGAAGACUUUGAAGAUGCUGCUGAUAACCCUGCUGCUAGUCGUCAACUACAAGAGUCAACACCAGCAGAUGACGUACCAACUCAACCUGACGUUCCAACUCAACCUGAAGUUCCAGCACAAGCUGAUGUUCCAACACAGGCUGAUGUUCCAGCACAAGCUGAUGUUCCAACACAGGCUGACAUUCCUACUGCAGACGCUCCGACACAAGUUGACCCAACACAAGCUAAUGUUCUUGAUGGGCACUUGGAUACACAAUUAAAAUCAAGACGACAGAAACAUGGAGGACGAUUCAACCGAUCGAAAUCAAAAUCAAAAGACAAUACUUCAGCUGCAGAACCUGACGCUCAGUUCGAUACAGAAGAAGAACCAACUCCGAAUGAUAAAGAUUCCAACAAUAGAGGAGGCCAUGCCAGUCAUCAAGAUAAUGCAAGUCGUAGUGAAUCGGAUGAUUGCACUAUUAGAGUUAAAGUAGAAGAAGCAGAUGACGUCUACAUGUCUGAACACUCAGACAAUGACUCCAACGUUCCACCUAUAAAGCGAAGCUCAACAACCCCACCAGAAGAAGAUACCCAUACAGAGCCUACUGUCGCCGUGAAACAUGAACCUGCCGAUACGACGACACCUUCGGAGGUUGUGUCUGAGGAAAGGACAACCAGUACCCCAAAGAGAAGAAGCAGAAGCGGUAGAAUUAUAGAGGACUUAAGUAUUGACAUGGUUGAGUAUGCCAACAUGUCGAUACUACCUUCACUGUCUCGAGGGAUUAGGCUGCGUUCGAAAGAGUUGACAACUCGUGAGCCAAGUGUUGACCGGACCGAGAAAGAUUCUACCAGUAAUACAAGGGCUAAGCGGACAGAAAGUCUGUCCAGAGUACUGUCUCUGUCAAGAAGAAACGUGCUGUCAAGGAGCAUAGCAAAUCAAGAAGAAUCCCAUUCUUCACUGGAUUCCGUUGGCCUAACUGUUGAAACGUCUUGUCGAGCAUGUAGUAGACGCAGUACUCGCUACCGCAAACAUCCGUGCAGCAAGGAAUUCCCUAGAUGCUCCAGAUGUAUUGACCUUGAUCGCGAGUGUGAGUAUUCUAAAAGUGCCUUAAGGCAAUAUUUUGCACGAUUAAAUGCUGUUAAAGACGACAAAGAAGAGCAGGUUAAAGCUGUUAAAAAGACAAAAAAAAAGGUACCUGAUUUAAGCAUUGAUAUGAAUGGAUAUCAGGGCUCAUCCAGGCCAUCUAGUUCCAGCAAAAAGCAUGCUAAAAAGAAGAUUAUGGGAGUUGACUUAAGCAUUGAUAUGAAUGAGUAUCAGACAUCGACCUGCUUACUGUCGAGCUUACGCCCUAUUAGGCAAUCUGGAGACAGUCUAAGUAUUAACAAGAAUCAAAGUAAAUCCAGACGAACUUCACUGUCUGCUGCUAUCAAACCAGCUGCUAAAAAGACCUCGUCCAAAAAAAAGAGAGAUUCAAGCAUUGAGAACCAGAGCCUGGACAACCAGCAACCUGCUAAAAAGAAGUCUAGAAAUGAUUCAAGUACUGACAAGAAUGCGACCUCGUCCAAGUUACCUUCGCUGUCUAGUGCCAGCAAACAACCUCCUAAGGGAAUACAAAAAGGGGAACCUGAUUUAAGCAUUGACAUGAAUGAGUACCAAAGCUCGCCCAGAGUAUCUUCACUGUCUAGAAGUAGCAAGGAGCCUGUUAAACUGUCUCUGGUUACAAAGAAGAAGACUGUACCAGUUAGUAAUAGCAGAAGAGAGCAGUCUAUAGAGAGAAAGACGACAUUUGAGAUUGUGCAGACCCAGAAUGAUGAUUCUGCUAUCGAUAAAGGUACAGAUAAUGAAGUUGACAGAUUAACUUCUAAUUCCGUUGAAUUAUCGGCUUCAACCCCCGAUGAUGAAAUUGAAACCUCAGUCGUGGAAUCUGUGAACGGGUCUAGAGAUAAUGGAGAUGAUAAUAAUGGCAAAGAGAAACCUACUCAAAUAAUUGCAAGUGAACCUGCUGCUGAAGAAAGCGAACUUGUUCGUGAAGUAGUAGUAACCAAAAACGUUGUAGGAUUUCAAGAUGGACAACUGGAGAAUCCUCUGAAGCGUAAGAACUCACUGAAGAGGGGAUCUUCAGCGUUGAAGCAGAAAAGGAGAAGAAUUAGCUUGGAAAAGGUACCAGAACCAGAACCAGAAGCUGAAGCUGAGGUUGAGACUGUUUCUAAUUGGGUGAAUGCUUCUGAAGCAAUAGAAAAUUUGUCAGAUCAUGAGCCUGAUGUAAGUGCCUUUCUGUAUGAAAUGGAGGAAGAUGACAGUGAUGAUUACAGCAAGUAUCAACAAGAUUUACAGAAUCUUGAACUCGGGCAUCUGCAAAUUUUUAAAGAAAGUGAUGAUGAAGAUCAUGAUAGACCAUUUGAAGCAGCACAAGACUUGAAACAAACUUUAGAUGGUGUAAAAGCAGUGGUAAACGAACCACCAAAGAGUUCGAGUUCCAAGGAGUCGAGGGUUUCAAUUGAAAGAGAAUUGAAGGGCCAAGUGGUAGAAGAAUCUAUUGCAAACGUAACCGUACCGUCGCCCGACCCGGAGUUUAUUGAGCCUAUUCAUGAAGAGAAUCAGCCACGUAUUGAAAAGGAAGAGACUCGAGCAUAUAUUGACGAAAAAGAGACUCGAGCACAUAUUGAUGAAGAAGAGACUCUGGCAAACAUUGACAAGGAACGUGAGGUUGUCGUAACUUUGUCACCACUUCAUGAGAGUCAGCAAAACGUCGAUGUUAGUCAAGAUAGUGAAUCUGAAAUCAGUGAAAUACUGCAAGAGAGUUCUAUGGGAUCACCUGAUCUUGCUAUGUCUGAUGCUGUCUCUGAGCAUGAGCCAGAGCCUGAGCCAGAGUCUAAGUCUGAGUCUGAAGCUGAGUCUGAAGCUGAGUCUGAAGCUGAGUCUGAAGCUGAGUCUGCGCCUGAGUCUGUACCAGAACCAGAUUCACAAGCUCAUACGAAACCAAAUCCUAAUUCCAAUUCCCAGAUCCCAAUCCAGUCAACUUAUACAUUGAAUUCUGCUACUCUAGAGCCUGCUAAAGAGGCCCCUUCCAAGUUCGUGACUGAGAUCAAGAAGACCCAGACCUUUAAGAGAUCUUCCGACAAAGAGUCUAGACCUGAGAGGAAACAAACCAUCAAGUCCAAUCAGUAUCAUCGAGACAUUAGUGAAGCCACCACGUUUAAAAUCAGCCAUGUUUCCAAAGAACCGGAGACGAAAUCCGAUACUCUGAAAGACUUGGUGAUAGUUAAUGGUGGAUCUGCUUUUUUAAAGAACCAUGAUGCCCUGAACAAAUUACCAAAGAGUCCAAUACAUGCCGCUGAAUUUGUUAAAUCUAUUUUCAAUCUGCCACUACGAUCACCACCAAAGAAUACAAACUACAACAAUAUACUACCACUGAAGCCUCUUAACACCAUUGCAUCAGGUGUUACCAACACUAAAGAGGCUAAGACUAAAGGUGGUAAGACUAUGGGAUGGACACCAGGUACCAUAGAUAAAUUCAAACAAGAGAUUGAACAUUUCAAUAGUGGAGCACAGUAUCUACACAAGUUAACCAACUCCGAUACAUAUUUAUAUGAAGAUGACGAUGGAGAAUUGACCCAUUUCAUCUCAUGUAUGCCUGCAGAUGAAGGGGAGAUGACAAUAGAAGAGUGGGUCAACCAUAAUGCCAAUCAUUAUGCUCGAGAGCUUCGUUCUUUCUUAGAUACCAUUCGGCAAGACUUUGAAGAACAGCAUGAACGGGCCAUCCAAGCCAUAGUUGAUCUUUCAACCGAUGAAGAAGUUGAUGAUAAUGAUAAUGAUGCUGAUGAUUAUGCUGAUACUAAUGAUAAUGCGAUGCUUACAUAA
Messenger RNA from Lizanozyma spartinae, 6009 nucleotides. RefSeq lists its product as uncharacterized. Gene Ontology annotation, biological process: regulation of DNA-templated transcription. NCBI's taxonomy places the organism in Eukaryota, Fungi, Ascomycota, Pichiomycetes, Serinales, Debaryomycetaceae. The transcript has a single exon. The coding region runs from base 1 to 6009 and encodes 2002 amino acids. Gene Ontology annotation, molecular function: DNA-binding transcription factor activity, RNA polymerase II-specific; zinc ion binding. The record is from RefSeq and is a predicted model, not a curated record.